Molecule: messenger RNA, 1198 nt
Organism: Fundulus heteroclitus (mummichog)
Lineage: Eukaryota; Metazoa; Chordata; Actinopteri; Cyprinodontiformes; Fundulidae
Product: piggyBac transposable element-derived protein 3-like
Exons: 2
Coding region: 1-969 (322 amino acids)
Source: RefSeq, a predicted model, not a curated record
AUGAUUCCUUUCAAGGGGAAGUUCAGCAGCAUCAAGCAGUAUAUGCGAGGCAAGCCACAUCCAUGGGGGUUCAAAGUAUGGGUGAGAGCUGGAAUCUCUGGCAUGAUGCUUGACUUUGAUGUUUACCAGGGCAGCAAGAAUGGAAUACGCGUCAAAUCUGAACUUGGAUUGUCAGGUGAUGUUGUAUUGAAGCUUGCCUCCACACUUCCAAAAGGUCAGAACUACAAGAAGGGUAGAGGAAGCUUUGACCACAGAGUGGAGGGGACACACAACAUCUGCGCUGUGAAAUGGUAUGACAACAGGGCAGUCACACUUGUGUCAUCCUUCACUGGACCAGAACCUGUGCAAGAGAUUCAGCGCUGGGACAAAGCCACCAAAACCUACAUUGACGUUGAAAGACCUUACAUUGUGGCUACCUACAACAAAUACAUGGGAGGUGUGGAUUUGUUGGACUCAUUUACAGCAAAAUACAAGUUCACCCUGAAAUCCCGCCGAUGGUACAUGUACAUCUUCUGGCACACCAUCACCCUCGCCGUGGUCAACGCCUGGCUCCUCUACAAACGGCACUGGCAGGCUCUCGCGAUGCCAAAGAAGGAGAUGCUAAACAUGAGAAAGUUCCAGGCACAGCUAGCAUCCUCUCUCAUCCUGAUGGACACAACACUCACAACUCCAAAAAGAGGACGUCCAUCAUCAGGCAGCGGGAACCCAGACGCAGCAGGGAGUCCUUUGACUGCUAGGAAGAGACCAUCCUCAGAUGAUGGGAGUCCAAAUUGUUCGUCCAAGAAAUCAUGUGCACACCCCCCACUCGAUGUGCGCAAGGACCUCACUGGACAUUUCCCCAUGAAGGUCAAGAGAGGACGCUGCAGACACUGCAGUAAAGGGUAUACGAAUACCCAUUGCAGCAAGUGCGAUGUUCGCCUCUGUUUUUCAGAGGACAGGAACUGUUUUUGGGACUAUCAUUGUAAAUAAAAAGUUCUCUUUACUGGAAUCAAUAAAAAAAAACUGUUCAUAACAACAUGACUGAGAGUAUUUUUCAAGUUAUACUGUUCUGGGAUAAAAGCAAAACCCUGCAAAUUAAUCCGUAGUCCUAUAUUGUUGUUCAGACAAUGAGUACACAUACAGGAAAUUCUGCUCCCCAUUUGGCCCAAUGUUGCAAUAUUACAACAUUUCUGUAAAAACUUACUAAAACAUAAAAUUU